GAGACGACCGGCUCGUGGGCUGGGGAGGAGGAGACUAGACUCCUCUGUCUAGGUCCGGUCUCCUGCGGCGCAAGCCCGGCGACUGCUCGCCGUCGGCGAUCGAUGGGUUACCGGUGGGACCGCGUCGUGCUGCCGGUGCGGCGGGUCUGGCUCGGCGUCGCCUCCUGCUUUGGGGUUCGCCAAACCGGGCUGUGGAGGCUGCGGCAGGAGGUGAGCACGUGCGAGUACGAGGACGUGCACGUGAUGUGGGAGAUGCUGAGCCGCACCACGGCGGCGCCGGCGCCCAGGUGGCCCUGCCGGCUCCACCGGCAGCCGCGGCCGUGGGCCGACAGGUUCCGCCUCUGCCAGGGCUUGUAGAUCGAGGUCGCCGCUCCAGCUCUGCUGCUGUUGCUGUGGAAUAGUGUUCUUCCUCCUUUGACUUUUCUUCUUUGGUUUUCUCUUGUACCUAUCCAUUUCCAUGGGCUCUGAGAUGUAGUCCAUUCCUCCUCGUGUAUCGAUCCGCUGUACGCUGCAGAUGAUACUACCGGGGUAUGUGAAUGAACAGAGCUAUUUUGAUCGGGUUUGUGUUCUUGUUUA
Phragmites australis (common reed) is the source of this 576-nucleotide messenger RNA. RefSeq lists its product as uncharacterized. Lineage: Eukaryota; Viridiplantae; Streptophyta; Magnoliopsida; Poales; Poaceae. The coding region runs from base 103 to 357 and encodes 84 amino acids. The record is from RefSeq and is a predicted model, not a curated record. The transcript is spliced from 2 exons.